AGAGGACUUGGUCAGCCUGGAGGCCUGUGGGGCUGGCCUUGUUUGCACAGAGGGUGUGUGCAGGAAUGUGGAGGUGCUGAGGGGUUCUGUGUCCAGGGAUGCUUGGAGAGAGGGACUUCCUCCUCCCUGUGCUUGGGGUGGGGGAGGGGAGCGAGCCAGUCCAAGGUUGAGGUGCCGGAACCUUUCCAGCCCAACGGGACAGGCGCGGUCAGCCUGGCUCCUUCCAGCCCAUGGGGACAGGCGCGGUCAGCCUGGCUCCGCUUCUCUUGUGCAACAUUCUGGAUUCCAGACAGUCCCCAGUUUGCUUGAGGCUUCUCGGGAGAGCGGGACCUGGGGGCUUUGUGUGUGUGUGGGGGGGGGGGGGACCAGUUCUGUUUUGGUCUCUGCCCCCUUGCAUUUGGAGAGUGGACUUGGGGUUGGGGGCGCAGUCAUGGUGGCCCUCCUGCCAAGUAGGUGCCGGGACUGGGGUUCAGGUCUGUGCCCCGCGGUCCUUAUUGUUCCUGGGGGAGAAGCCUGGCUAAAAAGAGAGGACAGCUCGGCCCCUCCCCUCUAGGACCUGGGGCCGCUACAGGUGGAACUCCAGCCUGGGCUUCCCAGUCCUGGUUCAGGGAGAAGCUGGGGCCCUGGUCUCCAUCCCAGCGCGUGAGGCCCCUCCUGGCCCUUGAUAGCUUUCAAACGAUGAGCAUUUCAUUCUUCUUUUGGGAGCUUAACACACCUGGAUUUCUGGAAAGGGAAACCGAGGCAUCGGGCAGGCACGGGGAGCCCCUGGCACCCCAGGAGGUUGCUCCAGGAUCCCCCAAGACCAUGCAGACUGCUGCCUGCCUCGGGGGUGCCUCCCUGGGAGCCCCCGGCCUGGCCCGGAAGUGCAGAGGCCCUGCACUGCAGAGCGGGAUUAGUUCAGGGAAGGGCUUGCUCACCUGCUCCUCCCUCUGACUCAAGUCGUAACAAGUAACCUGGCUCCCCUGGCCCGGCAGCCUGGGAGGGCCGGCCAGAGGGCCGCCGCGGCGGCGGGCGAGCGCUGUGCAGGAGCCCGGUCGGGGAGAGCGCAAGGUGGUGGGCCUGGCAGACCCCCGAGGCGACCCGCGAGGCCCCCCAGCCCCCGACCUGGGAGCCAGGGCUGUUCCCCAACUCCUGGACUAAAGACCGGAAGCAGCUGGGGAAGCUCCAGGCUACCUACGCAUCCUGGCCCAGGCUGGGACCGGUGUCGCCCCUCCCUGCUCUGUGUCCCCUCCUCCCAGAAGCCCACCAUGGAGAGUAAGGAUGAGGUCAGCGACACUGACAGCGGCAUCAUCCUGCAGUCUGGCCCUGACAGCCCGGUCUCCCCGAUGAAGGAGCUGACCCAGGCAGUGCGCAAGCAGCAGAGGGCCCUGGAAGCACGCCUGGAGGCCUGCCUGGAGGAGCUGAGGAGGCUUUGCCUGAGGGAGGCGGAGCUGACGGGCAGCUUGCCUGCAGAGUUCCCCCUGAAGCCAGGGGAGAAGGCCCCCACGGUGCGCCGCAGGGUCGGCGCCGCCUACAGACUGGCCGAGUGGGCCCUGCACCGGGAGGACCCCCUGAGCAGCCUGGAGCGCCAGCUGGCCCUGCAGCUGCAGAUCACCGAGGCGGCGCGGCGCCUGUGCCUGGAGGAGAACCUGGGCCGCCAGGCCCGGCGGCAGCGGAAGCAGGUGGUGCUGCAGGAGGAGAGGAAGCUGCAGGAGCUGCAGCGCUGCCUGGGCGAGCGGAGGCGCAGCAGCGAGCCCCCGCCGGCGCCGGGCCCAGAGCUCAGUGCCUCCGACGACAGCUCCCUGUCCGAUGGGCUGCUUCUGGAGGAAGAGGAAUCCCAAGUGCCAAAACCUCCCCCGGAAUCCCCAGCCCCAGCUCCCCGGCCUCUGCCACCCCAGAGCCUGGAGGGGCUGCAGCUGACAGGACCAGAGACCGGGGGCCUGGAGCGGGCCCCCAUCCAGAGCAGUCCCUGGAAGGAGACCAGCCUCGACCACCCCUACGAGCGGCCCAGGAAGUCCACUGAGCCCAGUAGCGAGUCCAGCAGCCCUGCCACCACGCCGCAGGACGGGCCCAGCGUCCCCAGCACGUGGCUACUGGAGCCGGCCACCUACCGCGUGCUUCCGGUCCGCAGCAUUCCUGGCCAGCUCCAGGGCCGCACCAGCGCCCCCGCCACGCCCGAGAUGCAGGGACGGAGGGGCCAGUCGCAGUCCCUGAGGGUGGACUCCUUCCGGGCGGGGCCGGAGGGCCGGGGCCGCAGCGCCUUUCCGCGCCGCCGCCCCACGCACUACACCGUGACCGUGCCAGAGUCCUGCUUCCCCGCGGCCAAGCCCCCGCUGCCCCACGCCGCCUGCCACUCCUGCUCGGAAGACAGCGGCUCCGACGUCUCCAGCGUCUCCCACCCCGCCUCGCCGGGCGGCAGCAGCCCCGACAUCUCCUUUCUGCGGCCCCUGUCCCCGCCCGAGCUGCCUCGCCACCGCGGGGCCUGGGGACCGGCCAGCGGCAGGGAGCUGGCCGCCCACUACCCCAGGGUGCUGCUGCCUGCCGGGUACCUCCCGGCCGGGCGCUACGUGAUGGUGGCCGAGGGCCAUCCGCCGCCCGGAGAGUGGGAGCUGCGCCGCGCCGCCUACGACGCCGAGGCCGCCCCCCUGCGCUACCCGCGGCCGGUGCCCGCCCACGGCCGCAUCGUGCGGACGCCCUCCCUGAAGGACAGCCCCGCGGGCCGGGGGCUCAGCAAGGCCGCCGUCUCAGAGGAGCUCAAAUGGUGGCACGAGCGGGCGCGCCUCCGGAGCGCGCGGCCGCACUCGCUGGACCGCCAAGGGGCCUUCCGGGUCAGGAGCCUGCCCCUCGGGAGAGAGGGCUUCGCAGGAGCUCUGGGGCCCCGGACUCAGGUGCCCACCGUGUGCGUGCUCCGGAGAUCGCCUGAGGGCGCCCCCAUGCAAGUGUACCUGCCUGAGAACGGAGAGCUCAUCAGCCAGGUGUAGCCCUGGGCGCCCGAGCCGAGCCGGGCAGGACUGCACCCCCUGGGGCCGGGGCCGGGACCCCACCUGUCAGUGCCUCCUCAGCUCCCCGCCCCCAUCGCAGGCCGAUGACCGGAGCUGAGACCUCUCCUUUUUUUUUUUUACACGGUAUUCUCAGCAGCCUUGCCCUGGGGGUCUGCCUGUUUGUGGCCUGUCCCCAAGACCCCUGUGAUGGGACUGGGCUCCCUCUCCCCUUUCUGGCCUCUGGAACGUCAGGCCUUGCCUGUGUGAUGGACAGCGUCGGUCUCCGUAUUCAAGACGAGUGGCAGGGAUGUGCCCCGCGGAGUCGGCCGGUCUGGGACUCCCUCAGCUGCUGUGCGCCCGGUUCAAGGACUCCCUGGAGAGCAGCCCCUGGCCACCGUCCUGCACACACUUGACUCUGCCUGACUCUGCUGUUUCCCCGGUCUCUGGGGACCGUAGGCUGGGGUGGGGGGGACCGCCCUCCCUCUGUAAUGUGCUCCAUGAUGCACACCCAGUGCCGGGGAGAGGUCAGCACUGUCCCCUGACCCUGCCAUUUCCUGUUCCCGUAAAGCCCCCCUUCGGGGCCCCAGCCCCAGUCACCUCUCUAGGCCCCGUGGGCCCUCAGCCCAGGCUGAGUGAGGGCUUGCAGCCUCCCGCCUCCCGCGGCCUCUCCUCAUCACCACCCUGGAGGCGAUACUUGACACUUUGAGGAAGGCACCCCUCCUGGACACGCUUCUGGUGGCGGCGCCGCCUGCUCCCCGCCCAGCCACACUUGUGCUCUGAGAAAGCCCCGGUGUACGCCCUGGGGGUGCCCGUGCCCUGGGGGUGCCCGUGCCCGAGACGGGCUGGCCUUUCCAGGGGCGUGAGUGACGGUGCCAGCUGCUGAGACGAGGCCACGCCUGUGAGCUGCCGUCCCUGGGGCUCUCAUGCUAGGGCCCCCUUUGCUGCAGGUCAGCUCCCCAGGUGGGGGUCCUGCUUCAGUGCAGAAGUGCCCUGUUGAGGCCAGGAGGGGAGGGAGAGUGGCCUUCUGGGUCUUCCUGUGCCCGCGUCCCCUGCACUGGAACAGGUCCCGAGUGUAGCAGAGCUGUGGCAUAGCCAGGGCCGCCCAUGCCUGACCCAGCAGAGCCGUGCUUCUGUUGGACAAAGCAGCAGAGCCGACUGCACAGGGGCUUCCUGGGAGACCCGGGCAGGGAGGGGGCAGUGGUGGCGAGGGGACGCACUGCAGCCAGCCCCGCCUUUGGGCCGGCUCUACCUUCCAUUACACUGACCCGUCUGCCUCUAAGCCCCUUCCCCAGUGCCCAGCUGCGCCUCCCCCGGGUCCUCGAAGGAGCACACCUGACUGACACUCCUUAAAUCGCUGCUGGCUCCUGCGUAGCCACUGCACACAGCCAGGCCUUUGGCUGGAACUGUGGGUCUGGCGCCACCCAGCUCAAUAAAGUCUGUUCUUUGUGAUUGGCCGA
Oryctolagus cuniculus (rabbit) is the source of this 4417-nucleotide messenger RNA. It is a transcript of the gene INAVA, whose product is annotated as innate immunity activator. NCBI's taxonomy places the organism in Eukaryota, Metazoa, Chordata, Mammalia, Lagomorpha, Leporidae. The record is from RefSeq and is a predicted model, not a curated record. Gene Ontology annotation, biological process: adherens junction maintenance; positive regulation of protein ubiquitination.